Cladophialophora yegresii CBS 114405 is the source of this 1713-nucleotide messenger RNA. RefSeq lists its product as uncharacterized. Bases 1 to 1713 code for a protein of 570 amino acids. The transcript has 4 exons. The record is from RefSeq and is a predicted model, not a curated record. NCBI's taxonomy places the organism in Eukaryota, Fungi, Ascomycota, Eurotiomycetes, Chaetothyriales, Herpotrichiellaceae.
AUGGACGUGAAGAAGCCUGAGGCACCUCAGCACAAGGGCGGUCAGGUCGAUCCGUAUGACAUGCCUAGCUAUGCUGGCCACGGCGAACACCAGACCCAGAUCUUUGCGCAUAUCGCCCUGAUGGUGUUAGCAUGGUUCUUCAUCUUGCCAAUAGCAUCCAUGUUCAGUAUUGCGCGGUCGAGAUACGCUCUCCCAGUCCAAUUCCUGUUCCUCGUCGUCAAUGGCCUCGGACUGCUGUUUGGUAUCGUGUACAACAUCAAUACUCCAGACCUGUAUGUGCAUAAUGCUCAUCAUAGAAUUGGCUGGAUUGCCACGUGGAUGGUGACGGCUCUGGUCAUCACAAACUUGCUGUUCUUCUACUCGCGGAGAGGGAAGCAAUCCACAGAUCCAGCAGAUGAAAGGGCCGCCUUCUUGCCCGUGUCCGUCGAGAACAUGGCGCAGCAUAACUCGCAGCCAUAUGCUGAAUACCGCUGGUCCGGGCAUGGCCGGCAGCACAGCUCAGACUCAUCCACUCUUCAUAGCCGUGACGAUUCCCCAACCGUUGUGGGCCGACGAGAUACGUUUGACGAAUUUGAGAAGCCGGCGCCGGAGCCGGAGCCGGAGCCGGAGGACGACGAAGAAUUGCCAACUCCGCAGCGACCUAGCCGACGGUUGCGGUGGUUGCGCAUCGACCGCAUUGCGUUUGUCGACAGGUACUUGUCUCCGAGACUCUUGAAUCUGUCUCCGACCAAAGCCUUUCAAGCCAUCAAGUUCGUGUACAACGUGUUGGAUAGACUGAUUCUGCUCCUCGGAUUCAUUACCAUGGUGACGGGGUUCGUGACCUACUGUGGCCUUUUCAGAGCAAACAACGUCUUCACAGGCCUCGCCCACUUUAUCAAGGGAGGAAUCUUCUUCUGGUACGGCUUGCUCACACUUGGACGUUGGAUGGGCUGCUUUGCCGAUCUAGGCUGGGCUUGGAAUGUCAAGCCGAGCCGCGACGAAGUGGCCCAAUGGAAGUCCAAGAUUCCGUCGGCUGAGUUCACGGAAUCCUUCGUCAUCUGGCUGUAUGGCGCGAGCAACGUCUUCCUCGAGCACCUGGCCGCCUGGGGUCAUGAAUGGACUGCACAGGAUUUCGAGCAUGUUUCGAUUGCCGUCAUGUUCUUUGGCGGUGGCUUGUGCGGCAUGCUCGCCGAGUCCUCCACGAUAAGACGGUACCUCAAUACCGUCGUCGACCAGAUGCCCGCGCGAAAAGACGUCCACGAGAGUGAUUCCUUUGCAUUGCGGGAGAUGCCCAAACAAUAUACCACGUCUCUCAAUCCGAUGCCGGCACUCAUUAUCAUCCUCCUGGGUGUCAUGAUGUCGUCGCAUCAUCAAGACUCCAUGGUCGCGACCCAGGUACACUCUCAAUGGGGCAUCUUGCUUGUCGGCUUCGGAGUGGCCCGCAUCUGCACCUACCUCCUCAUGUUCCUCUCGCCUCCCAGGUCCAUCUAUCCCGCCCGACCACCGACUGAACUGGUGGCCUCUUUCUGCCUGAUUAGUGGCGGCAUCAUCUUCUGUGCCAGUGCCAGAGACAUCGUCCACUACAUGGAGCGGACGGGGCUCAUGGCCAUGUUCGUCUUGACCGUCACUUGCGGUUUCACGGCCUUUAUCAUGGCAUACGAGAUCAUCGUACUGUCGCUCAAGGGCUGGGCCACCAGGAAGGAGCGCAAGGCCCUUGUAUCCCCCAAGUUUUGA